This is a messenger RNA of Herpailurus yagouaroundi (jaguarundi), 538 nucleotides long. RefSeq names its product homeobox protein Rhox5-like. Lineage: Eukaryota; Metazoa; Chordata; Mammalia; Carnivora; Felidae. The transcript is spliced from 2 exons. The record is from RefSeq and is a predicted model, not a curated record. Bases 30 to 512 code for a protein of 160 amino acids.
AGAUCCACACAGGACGGCAGAGGGAUACUAUGGAUCCUUUCAACCAAUUCAAGCGCGAAGUCACGGGCUUCCCCAGCCUGGGAGUCGACGAGGACCGGGAAGAGCUGCGUGAAACCAAGCAAGUGGGGAUGUCGCUUACCAGAGACCAAGCGGCUGAGGAAGCAGGGUCAGAGUUCGCACCUCAGCAGUGGGCGGCAGGCAUACAAAUCAAGAAGGAAGGAGAUAGCCAUGGGGACGACAACCAUGGUGACGGUGACGGCGAGGAGGGGGCCGGCGAUGUGGGCGCUGGAUAUCCGUGCCCCGCGGGUCGCGAAACCCGCGAUGAGAAGCCGGAGGAGCCGAAGCCGGAGGAGCCAAGGCCGGAGGGGCAGUUGCCCCCCGCAGUGGCUCCGGGUCCCGCUCGGGGAGGGAGGUGGCCGGUGGGUCGCCUCAUCAAGUUCACCCCCCAGCAGAUGCGCCAGCUGGAGAGCUUGUUCCAGAGCACCCACUGUCCCAGCCCCACCACGCAGUAAGUUGGCCGCUGCGCUGGGCGCGGGUG